AUGAGAGCUGCCCUCUCUGAAUUGAAACAGGACAUUUCUGAUAAUGGAGACUACACUGCUUCUUUGGAAGAUAGAGUGGAUGAUAUUUCAGAUAAAAUACCCAAUCUCCAAUCAACCAUAAACUCGCAACAAGAACAGAUCCAAAAGCUGGAGGAUUCUUUGGAAGACCUUGAGAAUAGGUCCAUUAGAAUCUGUAACCUCCCUGAAUCCUACACCAACCUGUCAGAAACACUUAAAAAGCUCUUUCAGCAGAUACUGCCAGAGAUGGAUUCAUCAUUAUUUCUCAUGGAUAGAGAGCACGGGGCAUUAGCCAAACCGCCUGCCCCAUCAGCCACAAGAGAUGUGAUAACCAAACUUCACUAUUUCCACGUCAAGGAUCAAAUCAUGCAGGCAGUGCGUAAAUUGCCUAAAGUUACCUUUGAAGGGCAUACCCUACAAUUAUUCACGGAACUCUCACCAACUACUCUCAGGAGAAGAAGAGAUCUUAAACCUGUUGUUUCAGUUUUGAUCAAGGCUCAAAUUAAAUGCAGGUGGGGUUUCCCAUUUAAGCUUAUCUUCAUGCAUGAAAGAACAUCCUACUUCUGCUCAUCCCUUUCUGAGGGGCAGGCAAUCCUAGAAAAAUUACAACUGGAAAAAACUUCCGUGGAGGCUUCUUCCCCAAAACCUCAGCGUAAAGCAAUAGCAAGGGACUGGACACCAGUGAUCUUAUCUCCAAUUUCUCCUUCAUCUACAAUGCUUCUCGUCCUGGUACUAAUACUUGUUCCAUCAACUAUCUUUGCUACGUCUUCCUCCCCAAAUGCAUCUACUUGUGGACCUGUAAAUGAGCAGAAUGGGGAGUGUGUAGAUGGAGUCCUACUGCCUGCUUGGCUCCCUCACCCUCCUUCUACUGGAGAUAGGGCGGCCCGUGCCAUUGUCUAUUUUGUGGCCAUGGUCUACAUGUUCUUGGGCAUGUCCAUCAUUGCUGAUCGAUUUAUGGCAUCUAUAGAGGUCAUCACCUCACAAGAACGCAAGAUAACUUUUCGCAGGCCGAAUGGAGAAGUGACAGUGACCAGCGUUCGCCUCUGGAAUGAGACCGUAUCAAACCUAACCUUGAUGGCAUUGGGUUCCUCAGCGCCUGAAAUCUUACUCUCCAUUAUUGAGGUUGUUGGAAGAGGUUUUGAAGCUGGAGAUAUGGGGCCAAGUACUAUUGUGGGUUCUGCUGCUUUCAACAUGUUUGUGAUUAUCGGCCUCUGUGUCUCAGUUGUACCAGAUGGAGAAACUAGACGUAUCCGUCAUCCUCGUGUUUUUGCAGUUACUGCGUUUUGGAGUGUUUUUGCCUAUGUUUGGCUUUUCCUUAUCCUUUCCUGGUCCACUCCUGGAGAAGUUGAGAUUUGGGAAGCCCUUCUCACCUUUUUCUUUUUUCCAGUGUGUGUUUUGCAGGCCUGGAUAGCAGACAGACGUCUUUUGUUUUACCGCUAUGCAGGACGCGGACGGGAGGGCAGAGCAAAAUAUAGGGCUGGAAAGAGCCGUGGAGUUCUGGUGGGUGCUGAGGACACAGGGGGGCAGGAGGAGGCAGGAGAUGUAAGGAUGGCUGGUGGGACAGGUUGCACAGAUGUUGAAGAGGAGGAGGAGGAAGAACGAAGAGAUAUGGCCAGGGUUUUUAAGGACAUGCGCCAACGUUACCCAGGUAAAGACAUGGAGCAAUUAAUGGAACUGGCAAAUUAUCAGGCACUUGUACAACAACAGAAAAGUAGGGCAUUUUAUAGAAUACAGGCUACCAGAAUGAUGAUUGGUGCAGGCAAUGUGCUGAAGAAACAUGCAGCUGACCAGGCCAGGAGAGCUUUGACUGAUGGUGGGACCAGAGAGGGUGAAGGGGGUGGGAGAGGGGAGGAUGGCGAAGGUUGGACUGAGGUGGAGUUUGAGCACACACACUACCAAUGUUUUGAGAACUGUGGCACUGUUAGUGUGUGGGUGGUUUGCCGAAGAUCGAACGGUGAAGGUGCUGUACAGGUGGAUUACAGAACAGAGGAUGGCACAGCAAAUGCAGGCUCAGAUUAUGAAUUGGCUGAAGGCACUCUUAUCUUCCAAGCAGGAGAGGGCAAAAAGGAAUUGCGAUUGGGCAUAAUUGAUGAUGAUGUGUUUGAGGAAGAUGAGCAUUUCUACGUGCAGCUGAGCAACCCACGACGAGCAAGAGGGGUGAGGGAGGGGCAGGGCAGAGUGAGACUAGGGGCUGGAAAAAGGGCUACAGUGACAAUAUUUGAUGAUGACCAUGCUGGCAUCUUCAGUUUUGAGGCAGGCAGCAUGAGAGUAAGUGAGAGUGUGGGCACAAUGAGGGCAAAAGUGGUGAGAGGCUCUGGUGCACGGGGAAAGGUUGUAAUACCUUACAAGACCAGUGAGGGCACCGCCAAGGCCGGAGAGGACUACCUGGAGUUUGCUGGAAAGGUGGAAUUCCAGAACGACGAGACCAUGAGAUUCAUUGAAAUACAAAUUAUCGAUGACGAAGAAUAUGAAAAGAACAAGAAUUUCUAUAUUGAGCUUGAAGAGCCUGAAAUGCAAAGAGGAGGAGAUUCUGUUGAAAAAUGGGUGGUGCCUAACAAGGGAGGCCCAGAAAUCGCAGGGAGUCCAAGCUUGGGGGAACAUCGCAAGAUGGAAGUCAUAAUAGAGGAGUCGUAUGAGUUUAAGAAUACUGUGGACAAGCUGAUUAAGAAAGCCAAUCUGGCUUUAGUGGUCGGUAGCAGCAGCUGGAGAGAACAAUUUGUGAGCGCGGUCACUGUAAGUGCAGGAGAUGAUGAUGAUGAGGAAAGCAGUGAGGAAGGGCUACCCAGCUGCUGUGACUACAUCAUGCAUUUCCUCACCGUCUUCUGGAAGGUACUAUUCGCUUUUGUGCCUCCCACUGAAUACUGGGGUGGCUGGGCUUGCUUCCUGGUGUCUAUCUGCAUAAUUGGGAUCCUCACGGCUGUCACAGGGGACCUGGCUGCUCACUUUGGCUGCACCGUGGGGCUCAAGGACUCAGUCACAGCUGUUGUCUUUGUGGCAUUGGGGACAUCUGUGCCAGACACGUUUGCAAGUAAGGUUGCAGCGAUACAGGAUCCUCACGCAGAUGCCUCCAUUGGUAAUGUGACAGGAAGCAAUGCUGUGAAUGUUUUCCUGGGCUUAGGUGUGGCCUGGAGCAUUGCUGCCAUAUACUGGGCUGGGAAGGGUAAGCGAUUUUAUGUAGAGCCUGGCAGCCUGGCAUUCUCUGUGACUCUCUUCACAGGACUCUCCUUAGUCUGCCUCUGCAUUCUCUUGUACCGUCGCCGGCCAUCAAUUGGGGGAGAACUUGGUGGUCCCCGGGUCCCCAAAAUACUUACUUCUCUGCUCUUUGUCGGACUCUGGCUGGUAUAUAUCUUGCUAGCCUCUUUGGAAGCUUAUUGCCACAUUCCAGGAUUUUAA
Messenger RNA from Bombina bombina (fire-bellied toad), 3411 nucleotides. RefSeq names its product sodium/calcium exchanger 2-like. The record is from RefSeq and is a predicted model, not a curated record. The transcript is spliced from 7 exons. NCBI's taxonomy places the organism in Eukaryota, Metazoa, Chordata, Amphibia, Anura, Bombinatoridae. Gene Ontology annotation, biological process: calcium ion import across plasma membrane; sodium ion transmembrane transport; cell communication. Gene Ontology annotation, molecular function: calcium:sodium antiporter activity. The coding region runs from base 1 to 3411 and encodes 1136 amino acids. Gene Ontology annotation, cellular component: axon; sarcolemma; postsynapse.